Sorex araneus (European shrew) is the source of this 1711-nucleotide messenger RNA. RefSeq names its product muscleblind like splicing regulator 3 (gene MBNL3). The record is from RefSeq and is a predicted model, not a curated record. Gene Ontology annotation, molecular function: metal ion binding. The transcript has 8 exons. The coding region runs from base 538 to 1608 and encodes 356 amino acids. Lineage: Eukaryota; Metazoa; Chordata; Mammalia; Eulipotyphla; Soricidae.
UUUUCCCUCCUCCUGAUUUUGUAGUGCAAACAAAAAAAUUUUUUUUAAAAAAUUAUAGCAUCCAUCCCAAUUUUAACCUUUAAAGGUAAGAAAUUGGGAGAAGAACUUUUCUUCUCUUGAACUGAGACCAUUCCACAAAUUGACGGGCAGCCAGCAGCAUAUGCUUUUUGCAGAAAUAAUUGAAAACAUCAACUGGAGAGCACAGAAUCCUUUUGAAAGUCUGCCAAUUAUUUGAAGUAAUUUCAGCAGAGGAACAAAAUAAAACACUCAAUAUCUUAACCUUUACAGUUGCCUUCUUAGGAGUUGGUCUCUAAUUUGAUUUUUAGUCAUUCUGAUACAGUUUUUAUUUUAUGAUUGGUUUUUUGUUUGACUAGACGGAAUUUGACUUUAAUGAAAACCUAAGUGCUAACAAAGAAUCAUUUCACCAAGGCAACCUAUUAUCUCUUCACAUUUAGCUUGAAUUCAUUUUUAAUCUUUUAACAACAACAGUAAUAUUGUCCUAAAGAGGGUGCACUUGAUUUUCAUUUUGUAUUCAAUAUGACGUCUGUCAAUGUUUCCCUGGUUCGUGAUACCAAGUGGCUGACGUUAGAAGUCUGUAGAGAAUAUCAGAGAGGAACUUGCUCUCGGGCUGAUGCAGACUGCAAGUUUGCCCAUCCACCAGGAGAUUGCCAUGUGGAAAAUGGUCGUGUGGUGGCUUGUUUUGAUUCUUUGAAGGGUCGGUGUACUAGAGAGAACUGCAAGUACCUCCACCCUCCUCCACAUUUAAAAACUCAGCUGGAAAUUAAUGGACGCAACAAUCUGAUUCAACAAAAGACUGCCGCAGCCAUGUUCACCCAGCAGAUGCAGCUUCUGCUCCAGAAUGCUCAGAUGUCAUCAUUUACUACUUUUCCAGUGGCUCCAUCACUUGCAGUGAAUCCUGCCGUGGCUUUCGGUACUUAUGUGCCUCAUCCUGGGAUGGGCCUGGUUCCUGCUGAACUCCUACCGAAUACACCUGUUCUGUUCCCUGGCAAUGCGCCUAUCCCUGUGGCAGGAGCAGCUGGCAUAAAACCAAUGCGUUCGGACAAACUGGAGGUUUGCCGAGAAUUUCAGCGUGGAAAUUGUACCCGUGGUGAGAACGAUUGCCGCUAUGCUCACCCCAGAGAUGCGUCCAUGAUUGAUAUAAACGAUAAUACUGUGACAAUCUGCAUGGAUUACAUCAAAGGCCGAUGCUCCCGGGAGAAAUGCAAGUACUUUCAUCCUCCUGCUCAUCUGCAAGCCAAACUCAAGGCAGCCCAUCAUCAGAUGAACCACGCUGCUGCUGGAAUGGCCCUACCACCUGGUGCCAUUCAGCUGAUACCAAAGAGAUCAACACUUGACAAGGCCAAUGGUGCCACUCCAGUCUUUAAUUCCAGUGUUUUCCACUGCCAACAGGCUAUGACCAACCUGCAGCUCCCGCCGCCACCGCCACCACCGGCAUUUAUCCCUGCAGGGCCAAUACUGUGCAUGGCACCCACAACAAGUGUUGUGCCCAUGAUGCACGGUGCUACACCUUCCACUGUGUCUGCAGCAACAUCUGCCACCAGCGUUCCCUUCGCUGCAACAACUCCAAGCAAUCAGCUCAAAUUCUGACCAGUACACCUGUGGCAAAUCGGAAUCGCUCUGCGAGAAACUUGGUUCGGCCUCUCCGCGUAUUUUCUCGUAUGUCUGCUUCUGGCAACACCAUUAGUGCAGU